Molecule: messenger RNA, 3108 nt
Organism: Diprion similis
Lineage: Eukaryota; Metazoa; Arthropoda; Insecta; Hymenoptera; Diprionidae
Gene: pink
Product: Hermansky-Pudlak syndrome 5 protein homolog
Exons: 6
Coding region: 53-2770 (905 amino acids)
Biological process (GO): developmental pigmentation
Cellular component (GO): cytoplasm
Molecular function (GO): protein binding
Source: RefSeq, a predicted model, not a curated record
AGGGAAUGAGUUACAAAAUCUAAGAAAGUGUGAAAGCGAUUCGAACUAAAACAUGGCUCAAGACGUAACUUGGGUUAUGACUGAAGCCAAGGAUCUGAUGCUUUCCGAAUAUAAAGAAAUCACUACGCUCUUACAAAAACCCAUCAAGGAUAAGAGACGUAUAAAGUACACAUGCUUUGACGUUUCAUCAAAUUAUGUUGCGCUUGGUUCGACCAGCGGAAGCAUAUACUUGUUUGCCAGAGACACCUGCGUUUUUCAGCAGCUCAUACCACUCUCGAACGGAGCCGUGGAGCGAAUCCUAAUAUCGCCAGAUGAAAAGGUGGUAGCGUUAUCAACUGUGGAUGGAAACGUCUGCCUUAUAGUUAUCAAACCCACUGUGAAAGAGGCUAUGAUAUCAACAAAAAGUGAGCGUAAUGGUGAAUGUGUUACGGCUUUAUGUUGGAACGACAACAGCACUGAGUUGUACAUCGGGGAUGAAAAUGGGACGAUUCAUGUUAUGGGUCUAUCUAUGUUUACUGUCAAGAGAGGAAUCUUCCAGGAUCCUGCUUGUCCCAUUAUGGGAUUGGAUUAUAAAAUUGUUCAAAUGGACUUUUGUUCGCCACUUCUUCUCAUAUCGACGAUAUCAAACUGCUACCUAUGCGACACAGUUGAAGGACAGUAUGAGAAAGUUGGAUUGAGAACAAGACAAGGAGAAUUCGGUGCUUGUUUUUAUAAUCCACGUGCCAUAAGAGAAGUGGAUGCUUCAGCAACGCAACAAAAAUAUUCGCCUUCCACCGAUGAGGAUUUCAAAAGCACGAAAACUGACAAAAACAAUCAACAGUAUCCAAGAAUUUAUUGCGCUAGACCUGGCUCUAGGUUGUGGGAAGCAGAGCCAAAUGGAAAGAUUGUUAAAACUCAUAACUUCAAAGAGGCCUUAGCCAUCCCGCCAUCUAGUGUACACAAAUCGUUUGGAUCAAAGACAACUUGUGUAGAAUUGGACAACUGUGAUUGGUCACCUCAAUCACUGAAAUUCUCACCUCUGCAUAUUGUAGCUAGUAAAUAUUUACUCACAUAUAAUUCGAAUGCUCUCUAUAUUUUCGACCCUGUAAAUUCAGUGGUUAUUUUAUGGUGCAAUGAGUACACAGACAUCGCUGCAGCAAAUGUACUCGAUGAUCAGAUUUAUGUCAUGAUAAAUUCUGGUGAUUUUCACUGCCUAAAACUUACGCCAACUGAUUCAUCCAAGUCAAAUCAAAUUGUAAGGUGCAGCAAAUUAAACUCGGGUAUAGUAGUUGUUAAUAAUAAAAACUCUGAGCGUCAGAAAUACAUAAAAAAUGAAGAAAUAUCUGAAGUAGAGACGAAAUGUGAUAGCAGUAAUAAACUGCCAGUUGAGUUUAGGAAGGAGUUGAACAAAUGUGAAGUAAAAGUUUUGAAUAGUCAGAAUCUCAUGACAUGCACUACGAAAGAAGAUGAAAAGAAUGAAUUUAACAACAUAUUAAGGCUAAGUACAGGGUACUUAGAUACCGAUAAGGACCUCGAAAAGGGUCCGUCACAGAAUAAUGUAGGAGUCGAAGAAACAACGAAUAUAGAAGAAAAUCUAGGAGCUACCAAAGAUGAAAUUAGAAAUUUGAUAGGUGACGUGCAAAUUAUUUACUCACUAGUAAACAGUUUAGAGAGCACAAUGUCUGAUGAUGAAAUUGAUAAGAUUUUAUGCGCAGUACGAGAAACUAUAAAAGGUGUAAAGGAAUCGUGCGAGAAGUCAACGGAACCAAAACCAAGUGUAUUCAAAGCAAUUAACACAGCUGAGCAGUAUUAUAGACAAUUUUUUUUAUCAAGACUGAACAAAGACCAAUUAAUUGAGACUAAAAAUGAAAAUAUACUAAAUGAAGCGAUGAGUUCCUUCUUAGAAAUUAAUGUAGUAGAGCAGGUAGAAUGUGAGUGUGGCUUUCCAUACCCGACUAAAAAGCCAGAAGAGCCAAAAUUUUUUGAGAUAGGAAUUGCUAUUUUGCAAAAAUACUCAGAGAUCAGCAAAGAUACUUGCAUUAAUUUAUGCAAAAAGGUGCCGUAUAUGUGGCGGCCUUACGUGAACAUAUAUUCCAAGGAAGAGGGUUUUUUCGAAGAAACAACAUUUGUUCAUUGUUUACAAACCCGAGAUGAUAUAAUUCUUUCGUUUAUAUUACUAUCACUAAAUGGAGAACAAUGGAAGUUUGCAAUGAAAGCUAUCAGUAAUCUGAAAUUAAAAAAGUGCCUCAGUUGCAAUCGGCCUAUUAGUGCAAGAGACACGCAGAAUGAUUCAUCUAUAAAUUGGAAUAACAUAGCUAAUGAAAUAAUGAAGAGAGAAGGACCUGACAUCACUGUUAAUUUCAUGACAACAAUAGCAACAAUUUUACCAUCUGUCUCGUUCGAUAGAAGUUUAUUUCAAUCUCUCAUCUUUACGAAAAUUUUGCACCAUCAUGAAUUUGAACAGCCUGUGGACUUCAAUCAGAUACUCAAUCGAACCCCUUAUGACUCAUAUAGUUUACUAUGUUGUCCGAAGAUCCAAACGCAAUUACUACAUACUCUCCAGAAGGACCUCAAGAGGCCAAUGAAUGCGCACGUGUUCGGAAAUCAGGCUCAUCACUGGGGAAUGCAACAUGAGCCAGCUAAAUCAAUAUGUCCCUGCUGUACCUUGCCUUUAAAAACGUCAAUACUUCUAGAGAAUAACGGCCUAUCGCUGUUUCCAUGUGGUCAUUCGUAUCACGUCAACUGUUUAAUACAAAAGAGAGUCCUGAAAUGUAAUUUGCAUAAUAAUUGAUUACUGUGAAGAUUAAGUAACGUCAAUUAUUUUUUUUUUUUUUAAAUUGAAUUACACUAAAAAUCCUCAAAAGAACAAUGUUGAACGAAAGAUAUAAGGAAAAUGUUUUGAUAUUAUAUGAGAACGACCACUUCGCGGAUAUUCACUAAUUGUAAGAUAAAAAUUUGCUGAUCAGAUUUAUAGAUAGGCUUUAAUCUGUAAACGAAUACCUUUGUUAAUAAUGUAUAUUGAACAUCUUUAAUUAACAUAUUUAUUAUGAAUUUUACAAUAGUUUUAUCACAGCUAGUUUUCAAGUGUUUGAGCAUUUUGAAAGAGUAAAAAAAAAUUUACUUAAUAUA